CUCUGGCACGGCCGAUGACAGCCGCGCGCGCGUGCGAGCGUGCGCGCGCCAGCGAGCCGCGGCGGGGAGCGCGUCCUGGUUCUCGCUGAUUCGGUUGAUUCCGGGUUCGACGUUGCGGGGGAAAGAGACGAGACGGCCACUAGAAGAGGAAGAUUGGUGACGCAGAGAAAAAGGGGGCAGGCGGUGUGGCGGUGUAUACAACAAGUCUGUGCUCUCAUUCAUGCACAGUGUGUGAGAGAGCACGAGUCCUCGCCGACGACCGCCGGGCCCGACGCCACGUCCUCGUCCUCGUCCAGACGCUAAGCUCCGCUCGGCUCUCUCAGGCUGAUAGAUAAAAGGGGUCGUGACCCUAUACAGUAGUCGUCACCAUGGCAGAAGCUCACCAGGCGGUGGCCUUCCAGUUCACCGUCACCCCUGAUGGCAUUGACCUGCAGCUGUGCCACGAGGCCCUGCGCCAGAUCUACCUCUCUGGCCUCCACUCCUGGAAGAAGAGGUUCAUUCGCUUCAAGAAUGGGGUAAUGACUGGUGUGUACCCGGGCAGCCCUGGUGGGUUCAUGGUAGUGGUUGUGUCCUACAUGUCCUACAAUAAAUACCAGCAGCUGGAUCCCUCUCUGGGGUUGAUAGCCAAGCUGGGCCAACACAUACCUAUCAGCCGGUACAUGUCCACGGACAGCCAGAGGAUAGUCGGAGGAGUUCUGGUGGGCACGGGUCUGUGGGUCACCAUAAUCAUGAUCAUGAGGAAUGUUCUUAAGAGCCUGCUGUCGUGGCACGGCUGGAUGAAUGCGCGCCACGGCUCGGUGUCCUGGUCUACUCGUCUGUGGAUGGUAUUGGUGAAGGUGUUCUCUGGCAGGAAGCCCAUGCUCUACAGUUUCCAGAACUCCCUGCCACGGCUACCUGUUCCCUCUGUCAAGGACACCUGCAGUAGGUACCUGGAGUCAGUGCGCCCGCUGAUGGAUGAUGUGCAGUUUGAGCGAAUGACGGGCUUGACUAAUGACUUCGAGAAGAACCUGGGGCCCAGGCUGCAGUGGUACCUCAAACUCAAGUCGUGGUGGACAUCCAACUAUGUUAGUGAUUGGUGGGAAGAGUACAUUUACCUCAGAGGCCGUGGGCCCAUCAUGGUCAACAGCAACUAUUAUGCCAUGGAUUUCCUUUAUGUGUUCCCCACCUCCAUCCAGGCUGCCAGGGCAGGCAAUGCCAUCCACGCCAUCAUGCUCUACAGGAGGAAACUGGACAGAGCCCAGGUCAAACCUAUAUACUUGCUGGCGAACAAGGUUCCUCUGUGUUCGGCUCAGUGGGAGCGGAUGUUUAACACCACCCGCGUCCCUGGUUUGGAGACAGACACCCUUCAGCACACGAACGAGAGCAAACACAUAGCUGUGUACCACAAGGGCCGUUUCUACAAGGUGUGGAUGUUUUACGACGGACGGCUGCUGUUGCCACGGGAGAUAGAGCAGCAGAUGGCGAGGAUCUUGGCAGACAAUUCGGAGCCCGGGCCAGGAGAGGAGCAACUGGCUGCACUUACUGCAGGGGAGAGGACCCCAUGGGCAAACUCCCGUGAAACCUACUUCAGCAGUGGCAAGAACAAGCAGUCUCUGGACGCCAUCGAGAAGGCGGCCUUCUUCGUAACCCUCGACGACUCCGAGCAGCGCUACGAGGCAGACAAUCCAGUCAAGUCUCUCGACCGUUACGCCAAAUCCCUGCUCCACGGGAAGUGCUAUGACAGGUGGUUUGACAAAUCCUUCAACCUGAUUGUGUUCAAGAACGGCACCAUGGGGCUGAACGCAGAGCAUUCUUGGGCAGACGCUCCAAUCAUUGGUCAUCUGUGGGAGCAUGUGCUCUCCAUGGACCCUAUUAAGUUGGGAUAUACUGAGGAGGGUCACUGCUGUGGGGAGCCCCACCCCAACCUGCCUGGUCCCCUGAGGCUGCAGUGGGACAUCCCUGCUGAGUGCCAGGAAACCAUCCAGAGCUGUCUGACGUUAGCCAAGAGUCUGGCAGACGAUGUGGAUUGUCACAUUUUCCCCUUUGCCAACUUCGGCAAGGGUCUGAUCAAGAAGUGCCGCACCAGUCCCGAUGCCUUCAUCCAGAUCGCCCUGCAGCUGGCCCAUUACAGGGAUAAAGGGAAGUUCUGCCUGACGUACGAAGCCUCAAUGACGCGUCUUUUCCGUGAGGGACGGACAGAAACCGUGCGCUCCUGUACGUCGGAAACCUGUGCCUUCGUUCGCUCCAUGAUCAGAGAUGAGACGAGAGAGGAGCGCCUUAACUUGCUCAAACUGGCAGCAGAGAAGCACCAAAACAUGUACCGUCUGGCUAUGACAGGAAAAGGCAUCGAUCGCCACCUCUUCUGCCUCUACGUGGUUUCCAAAUACUUGGGAGAAGACUCACCUUUCCUCAAGGAGGUCCUGUCUGAGCCAUGGAGACUGUCCACCAGUCAGACUCCUCUGCAGCAGGUCGACCUGUUUGACCUUGUCAGACACCCAGAAUACGUGUCCUCCGGGGGUGGAUUCGGUCCGGUGGCUGAUGAUGGUUAUGGCGUCUCCUACAUCAUUGUUGGAGAGAACCUCAUCAACUUCCACAUCUCCAGCAAACACUCGAGCCCAGAAACUGACUCGCACCGUUUUGGCAGCAACAUCAAACAGGCCAUGUUGGAAAUCCUGGAUCUCUUCCAGCUUGACAAGAAAACAAAGUGAUUGCCCUCGUACGUUGGCUGAAAAACACAAGACGCUGUUGUUAUUAUUAUUAUUUUUAAUAUUGCUCAAACUUGUACAGAAUCAAAUGUUGGAUUUUGUUUUAUUUUUAAGCUAAGUGACGUUACUCAAGCGGGGAUGAUUGAGAAGUAUUUGGAAAAUAUUACUAUCUAUAUUUGUGAUGCGCUUAUGUAUAAUGUAUGUAUAGGCAGGGGGGAGAUUCUGGUGGUAAUGGGUGCAGAUAGUGCACAGAUCAAAGUUUUAAUUUAGCGGCCAGUACAUACCCAUGCCUAAUGUAUGAUUUAAUAUGAUAUGAUUAAUGUUGAAAAGGGCAGAAAGGGAGGAGAAUAUUUGAGCCGAUCUAGCCUGAGAUAAAGUCUGUAUGACCACAGUUAAUAGACAUUUCAGCUGAAGGAUUGUUCGAUAGCAUCAUCCCAUAUUUGAAUUACAUUUUAAACUUGAGAGAUGGUGCAAUAUUAUACUAGCUUUUGUCCCAAUUUUUUGGAAAAUCCUUUCAGAAUUUUCAACGUUUUUUAGUUUUUUUGGUUUCUUCUGUCUCCUUGAUUGAAUCACCCGAGUCAUUUGUAACUGUCCAAAGCAGCGAACGUGGUGUAAAGCAUAUCGAAUAGCAUUUUGUGUGGUGUCCACCAGUUUCACUUGGCUCAACGUAAAUACUGCUUUGGUGAGGCCGAGCAGUCGUACACGGCCAUCUGGUGUGCGACGCCGGGCACGAGGACAGAAGACCGAGAGCCGUUCGUACCGUCUAAACCGAUGGAUCCCUUUUUGCCCUCCCGACUCAAGUGCACAGCUGGGGUGUUUGCUCACUUUCAGCUGCUUUGAUUUUACGACGUAGCGACAAAAAGAUCGUGUUCACGUGUUGUUUGUUUUCAUACUCAGGUUUUACUUACUCGGCCUAGUAUUGUGUUGUGGUGGCGGUGCUGGUUGGCCUGUACAUGUGCGACAGUAGCCAUCUGACCUCGAUGACUUGGUGGGUAGAAUAACAUUAGGUUUGCUGUUAAAGUGAGCGAACGGCAGCGCAGGGGCUUGUGUGAAAAUGUGUGUCUGGGGUGAAUGUGACAUUGGAUGAUUUUCUUUUAUAGAUUCUUGUUUAAAAAAAAAUAAAGUGGGAUAAGUGUACUUUAACGCUGUCGUGUGCUCAGUGACAGGCCGUUCAGUUCAAACCUAACAACUUCUUACAAACCGUGGUAGCCUUUUGACAGAUCAAGAUUGAGUUGUAAACUUUUAUCAGCAGACGUUCAAGUUGUCAGUCGCAGGAUCAUGGCAUUUCAGCUGCUGUCGCCGGGACAGGGUGAGGUGCAGAAUCGCCUGUGUCUCUCCAGUGCAGUGGGAAAUCAUCGCUUCUGUUGCUUCAGAGGGGCUGUCGUGUGUGGGGCUGCAUUUUUGUUCUCAUGUCAUGUGUGUGAUGUCAGUUCCAUCAUAUUAUUUAUUUUUUUCCCCCCAUGUUUUAACUUCUUUAUUCACCCGACAAACUGUUUUUGAGACGUGUGUAGCACUAAGUUAAAGCUUUGCUGAUUCAAGAAGUCAAACAGAGAUAACUCUUCCUCUCUUUUUUUGACAUGACACUUAUGUUAUCACUGACUUGUUUUAGUUGUAUGACUUUUUAUCUUGGUAAACUUCACGUUUACACUGCAUGGUUUUUGAAGAUGAAGCUGUAUAUGUUUGCCUUUUAUUUUAAAGAUGUAUGUAAAAAAAAAAAAAAAAAAAAGGAAAGACAAACAGCUGAUACACCAAAUCAAGUUUUAACAAUAAAGUGAAUGUCGGACA
Scophthalmus maximus (turbot) is the source of this 4469-nucleotide messenger RNA. It is a transcript of the gene cpt1ab, whose product is annotated as carnitine palmitoyltransferase 1Ab (liver). Gene Ontology annotation, cellular component: mitochondrion. Gene Ontology annotation, biological process: carnitine metabolic process; fatty acid metabolic process. The transcript is spliced from 20 exons. The record is from RefSeq and is a predicted model, not a curated record. Bases 369 to 2687 code for a protein of 772 amino acids. Lineage: Eukaryota; Metazoa; Chordata; Actinopteri; Pleuronectiformes; Scophthalmidae. Gene Ontology annotation, molecular function: carnitine O-palmitoyltransferase activity.